AUGGCACGUGAAUAUGGUAAUCAGAGUUGGAAUUUACAAGACUUGAGAUUAUCUUUAUCCAAAGAAAUUUCUUUUCUGGAAGCGGGUGAAACAAUGGAAGUGUCGAAAGCACACAACCCUACAGCAUUAUUCUUUGCUGGAACCAGACCAAAGCCGAAACAACCCAGCCACAUACAUAGAAACGAUCAUUACAAGAAAAAUGACAAAAAAGUGUGCCCCUUCUGUAAAGAUGAACAUUCUCCAAACGAAUGCACAAAGGUCACAUCAUACGAGUCACGCAUUGCUAUAGUGAAAAAGGAACAUCUGUGUUUUAACUGUUUACGGAAACAUCAAGUAUCGUCGUGCCGUUCCACAAAUAGAUGUCGUCACUGUCAGCGCAAACAUCAUUCUAACGCUGCAAGUUUCACAGUACCAGCUACCUCCGACGUCGUAUCCCAACCCGAUACAGCAACUCUACACUCAACAAUUGAUUCCAGACCGGAUAUACUACUCAAGACAGCUGUUGCCCAGGUAUGUACUUCCAGUGUUUCUAUAGAGACAAACAUUCUUUUUGAUGAGGGAGCUCAGCGUUCCUUUAUUACUGAAGUGUUGGCAGAAAAGUUACAUCUUCCCCACACCGGAAGUGAGGUAGUACAUUUAGCGUCUUUCGGUGAUACCAGCCAGCGAGUUCGAAACAUGACCAAGGGAACUAUUUCUCUUAUUACAGACGAUAAAGAAAAAAUAGACAUAGAAGUGUUGAUUGUUCCAAAAAUAGCCGUUCCGUUACGCAAUGUGAAUCAGAACAUUUCAUCUUUACCAUAUUUACGCGGUUUGAAACUUGCUCAUCCAGUUACAAAUGACACUGAUACGAUGUGA
Messenger RNA from Mercenaria mercenaria, 855 nucleotides. RefSeq lists its product as uncharacterized. NCBI's taxonomy places the organism in Eukaryota, Metazoa, Mollusca, Bivalvia, Venerida, Veneridae. The transcript is spliced from 2 exons. The coding region runs from base 1 to 855 and encodes 284 amino acids. The record is from RefSeq and is a predicted model, not a curated record.